Molecule: messenger RNA, 2457 nt
Organism: Glarea lozoyensis ATCC 20868
Lineage: Eukaryota; Fungi; Ascomycota; Leotiomycetes; Helotiales; Helotiaceae
Product: Metalloproteases (zincins), catalytic
Exons: 5
Coding region: 1-2457 (818 amino acids)
Biological process (GO): protein processing
Cellular component (GO): plasma membrane
Molecular function (GO): metalloendopeptidase activity
Source: RefSeq, a predicted model, not a curated record
AUGAAUAGCGAACGACGGCAGAAAUCACGUUCAAGAUCAAGAGCAACCUCAAGAAGUCGUUCAAAACAACCCGACGCCACACCUGCGUUCGUCAACUUCGUAAUCCCUCUCGCCGGUAUUCUUACAACUAUUACAGCUCGACUUUACGAUAUGGCAGGCCCAACGCCAAAGUCGGAUGCAUCAGAGCGAUCGCCGUUACUUUCUCCAGCUAAGGGUGCCGAUGACAAUGCUACGACUGGCCAAGUCAAAAAGGCUGCACGAUGGGUGACUCGAAAUGCAGUGAUUGUAUUUAUGAGUGCACUGAUCUUGGGAGUUGUGAUAACACUAUGUCUCUUCUUCGGAUCUCAACCUAAGAAGUCCGGCUCCCAAUCCGACACCGAAUCAACAGUCUGUCUAACGCCAGCAUGCGUUCAUGCCUCCUCUGAGAUUCUUUAUAACCUCGCCCCGAACUACAAGGAAAUCGAUCCAUGCUCAAAUUUUGAGGAACUGGUAUGCGGCGGUUGGGAUGACAGACACGAUUUAAGGCCUGAUCAAGGAGAUGCCUUUACUGGGACCAUAAUGAGCGAGAACUCGCAGAUGUUGCUGAGACAUAUCCUGGAGGCGCCAUACCCAACUGAGUCGAAGCACUCUAGCUUCUCGCCAGCUCAAUUGGUACAAUCUCUUUCUUCUGUUGACCAGCAGAACUUCGAUAAGUUGAAAGAUGCAUAUUCUGCUUGUAUGGACGAAGUAACAGUUAAAAAGGCCGGGAUUCGACCACUCGGUGGGAUUUUACGGCAAGUAGCCGAGAUGGCCAAGUCCGAUGACAGCAGCACAAUAUCAGAUACUGUUUUGUUUCUUCACAAACUCGGAGUGACGGCGCUACUUUCCUUGGGCGCAAGUGCCGACGACAAGGAUCCAGACACAGUCGUCGUGGUCGCCUCUCCGCCUUACCGAAUUGGGCUCCCUGCCAAAGAUUACUACUCUGAUGAUGCUGUGGUGAAGAAAUACGAGGCUGCUACCGCUGCUGUCAUUGAUCUUCUCCACCCUUCAAAUCAAACUGAAAAGUUCGCGCACGAUCUUGUGGAAUUCGAAAAGAAACUCGCCGCUGCUUCCCCGGAUGCGGAAGAUAGAGAUGAUGUUACUAAAUACUACAAUCCGAUGAGCCUUCAGAAUGCAGACAAGCUUACCCCCGAAAUCCACCUUGCUAGUCUCAUUGGUAGAUUAGAGCCGGCGGACGUCAAGACGGAACGGAUCAUUGUCAUGUCUCCAAGCUAUAUGGCGAAUCUUACAGAUAUUUUAUCAGAGACAUCUAAGGAGACUUUACAAACAUAUUUUGUCUGGAAAACGAUCCAAGCAUUUGCCUCCUAUGUUGAGGCAGAUGAACUGAAGCCUUACAAACGAUUCUUAAAUGAGCUGCAAGGCAAGGAGGCCGAUUCGGCCCCUGAGAGAUGGCGCACUUGUGUCGCGAAUGUCGAUGAAGAUUUAGGCUGGAUCUUGAGUCGCUUCUUCGUCGAAAAGGCUUUCUCCAAGGAUGCUAAAGUGUUUGGUGACCAGGUUGUCUCUGAUAUUAAGGAUCAGUUUAUCGAGAAACUUAAAGUGACCACCUGGAUGGAUAAGAGUGUGAUCAAGCUUGCUAUUGAUAAGGUUCACAAGAUUGUCCAAAAGAUUGGCUAUCCAACCAAAAGUCCAGAUAUCAUGGAUCCCCCAAGUCUCCAGCAAUAUUAUAGUAGUGUAAAUAUCACCCCAACAACUUUCUUUGAAAAUACGCUCUCCGUGAGUCGGUUCGACGUCGCUCGUGGCUGGUCAGCCUUGGGAAAACCUGUCGACCGUGAUGAGUGGGGUAUGACAGUACCAACCGUCAACGCAUACUACAAUCCUCCUGGCAACGAAAUUGUUUUCCCAGCAGGCAUUAUGCAAUUUCCAGUCUUUGAUGUCAAUGUGCCACAAUAUCUCAGCUACGGUGCAUUUGGGUCUGUCUCUGGCCACGAGCUGUCCCACGCUUUCGAUUCGACAGGUCGUCACUACGACCAGAACGGCAACUAUACAGAUUGGUGGACCAACAGCACCGUUGACGCCUUCAAAGAACGCGCGGAAUGUUUCGUUGAUCAAUAUUCUCAAUUUUCCGUUCCAGGGCCAGAUGAUAAACCCUUACACGUCAACGGCCGUCUCACACUCGGUGAGAACAUAGCAGAUGCAGGUGGCGUCACUGCCGCCUUCGCCGCCUGGAAGAAACGUCAAGCUGAGACCCCGAACCAAGACCUUCCUGGUCUUGAACAUUUCUCCCAAGAACAACUUUUCUUUGUUGGCUACGCUGGGUGGUGGUGCGGAAAGAGUCGCAAGGAGACAGCCAUCUCGAGAAUCUACUCGGAUCCGCAUGCUCCAAAGUGGGCUAGGAUUUUGGGAACGAUGGCUAAUUCGAGGGAUUUCAAAGAGAGUUUCAAGUGUGCGAGUAAGGAACCUGUGUGUGAGAUUUGGUGA